UAUGAGGAGUGCCAGUGCACCCAAUUCUGUAAUAACUGCUGACUUUUAAAACCGAUAACUUGGUCGAAAAUGAUGUUAUAUAUUUUUUUAACUGUUGAUGGCGUUUGGUACCCCAAGACCGAGGGAAACGAUGCUCUGUGAAGUGGUAUCAUUCACACUACGUAGACUAAUUUUUGUUGCAGAUCACAAGAAAUCCAAGAGUCAGCCCAAGAAACGAACAAAAAGACGAGGUUGCGGGACAUAUUCUUCUACAAAAACUGAUAUAUCUUCUGACAAUAAUUCUGAUGCCAAGAACUUAGCUUGCCUAAUUAAAUACGAAGUUGAAGAAACCUUGGAUAUCAAGCAAGAAAACGUUGAAGAUCCAGAGCCGAAUGAAGUAAAAGGAAGAAAACGUAAUAAACAAUAUGAGUUUAAAUUUUGUGCGGUAGAUGUAAAAGAAGAUCAUAUGUUAGCUGUUAACAAGGAAUUCUGGAGCCCAAAGAAGAACAAAAUUCAGGAUUUACUACCGGAGAAGAAGUACAAAUGCGAAAAGUGUGCGCGAUGUUAUAGCAAAAAAGGCCAUUUGACUCGUCAUAAGAAAUUCGAAUGCGACGUCAAGCCACAGUUCACUUGUAAAUUCUGCGGGAAAAGCUUUAGGCACAAAAGGAACAUAAUUCGCCACGUGGAUGUCUUACAUAAUAGAAAAAACGUACAGACAACGCGAAAGAGCUAUAAUUGCGAUGAAUGUUCUCGAAGUUACAAUUGGCCAUCCGAUUUAUGUCGACAUAAACGAGUAGAACACUCAGCGAUCAAAGGAAUUUUAAAAGUGCUUCUGAGAAAUCAACAGGAAGACCAGAUGUUGGGCCAUAUUCUUGGACAACUGCUCAUAUAUCUUGUGACAAUAAUUAUUAUGCCGAGAAUUUUGCUUGCAUAAUUAAAUACGAAAAUGACGAAAGUUUGGAAAUCAAGGAAGAAAUCGGCCAAGAUCAAGUUUCGAAAGAAAUAACAGGAAAAAAACUUAAUAAAAAAUUACCUGUUAAAAAAAAACUGCGAAGCCCAAAGAAGCACAAAAUUCAGGAUUUAAAUCCGGACACGGAAUACAAA
Belonocnema kinseyi is the source of this 1083-nucleotide messenger RNA. RefSeq names its product zinc finger protein 253-like. Gene Ontology annotation, biological process: regulation of transcription by RNA polymerase II. The coding region runs from base 98 to 913 and encodes 271 amino acids. Gene Ontology annotation, cellular component: nucleus. Gene Ontology annotation, molecular function: DNA-binding transcription activator activity, RNA polymerase II-specific; RNA polymerase II cis-regulatory region sequence-specific DNA binding. NCBI's taxonomy places the organism in Eukaryota, Metazoa, Arthropoda, Insecta, Hymenoptera, Cynipidae. The record is from RefSeq and is a predicted model, not a curated record. The transcript has 6 exons.